CACUUUCUUCAGUUCCUCGAUUUCGUUGGCCAUUUUGUAUGUGAUUCGGCUGUUCUCAAGAUGAAGAGUUGCUGCUGGAAGUUGUCUCCCUUUUAAGGUGCGAUCACCACUCCUGGAACAGAGAUCCACGGCCCUGCAGCAGUUCACGCCCACAACCACGGAACUAUGUGUACGAGGUCGAAACCCGAGGCAUCUCCGCAUGGAACGCUUGUCCAUUGGACGGCAACGUGUUUGAAGGAGUCAGGCCGCUGCGGCCUCAUUGUGCCGAUCCCAAAGCGUCGCGGGGGAGUUUCGCCGAUUAUGUUUCCCCGCCACAAGGCGGCUUACCGAGCUUUGUGGGGUAGACUAGUAGAGCUCCAGUUUUCUCUUAUUGUCUAAUGAUGGCAUAUCCGUCAGGAACCUGUGCUCCUUCACUGCCAUCUUGUCACAAUGGGUCUUCCUGAGCAUAUCGAAACGCGUCUGUUCAUCAAUGGGGAGUUUGUGGAGUCCUCAAACGGGAAAACAUUUGAUAUACACAACCCCGCGACUUUGGAGCUGGUAGCGAAAGUGCACGAAGCAUCCGAAGACGACACCAAUCGAGCUGUAGCAGCGGCCAAAGCAGCCUUUCCAGCAUGGUCUGCCUUGUCACCUGAUGAACGUGCUCCCUACUUCAGGAAGCUUGCGGCAUUGAUCCGGGAGAGCAACGAUGAACUGGCUGCGCUUGAGGCUGCAUCCAUGGGAAAGCCGGUUGGCGCCUUUUUCGAUGCCUAUGCCUGCGCUUCCAAAUGGGAGUACUUCUCAGAGGCUGGGUAUAACGUGCAAGGUGCAACCAGCGUUCAGACUCCCGGGUUCAUCAACAUGACUCUGCGACAACCCUAUGGUGUCGUGGCGGCCAUCAUCCCCUGGAAUGUGCCUCUCCUGUUCCUCGCGAACAAGCUUGCGCCUGCUCUUAUCGUCGGCAACACAGUUGUACUGAAGAGUAGCGAGAAGGCACCCCUUACUUCAUGCAAGAUCGCCACUCUGGUGCAGAAAGCUGGUUUCCCACCGGGAGUCAUCAACAUCAUCACAGGAUUUGGAAAUGUGUCGGGAUCCGUUCUCAGCCAUCAUAUGGACGUUCGCGCAUUGUCUUUCACUGGCUCUGGAAGGACGGGGCGUCUGAUUCAGGCCGCUUCUGCCAAGUCCAAUUUGAAACAGGUGUACUUGGAGUUGGGCGGCAAGUCGCCGGCUGUGAUUUUCGAAGACGCGGACCUUCAGCGAGCGGUCAAGGAGACGGCGUACAGUAUCCAGUGGAACAGCGGACAGGUGUGCAUGGCCAACAGUCGCAUCUAUGUCCAGGAUACCAUUGCCGAGAAGUAUAUCGAGCUGUUCAAAGAGCAAUGGAAGGAUGUGGCGAUGGGGAAUCCGAUGGAGAAGGGCACCGGCCAUGGGCCCCAGGCUGAUGAGAUUCAACACAAGACGGUUCUGAAGUAUCUGGAAAUGGGAAAGCAGUCAGGUGACCUUUUAUUGGGCGGCGGCGCUCCUUCGGACCGCGAGGGGUACUAUAUUCAGCCAACCAUCUUCGCGAACACUCCCGAGGACGCGACCAUCAUGAAGGAAGAAGUGUUCGGCCCGGUGGUGAACAUCAAUAUAUUCAAGACCGAGGAGGAAGUGCUGCAGAAGGCAAACGACACCGAGUACGGCCUCUAUGCGUCGGUCUACACAAAGGAUAUUGAUCGCGCCCUGCGGUUCGCCAAAGGGCUCGAAGCCGGCACUGUGGGCGUCAACUGCACAAGCCCUACCACUGGGAAGGACAUGCCGUUUGGAGGUUACAAGUCUUCUGGGAGCGGUCGCGAGGGAGAACCGUUCUACAGCCUGAACAACUUCCUGGAGACGAAGUCUGCUGAAGACGAUGGGGGCGGUUCGCCAAGAAAUCUCAACAUCGUAGCGUUACCGGGUCCAUGUCGAUAUUGUGCUCGAACCGGGGCUGUGUGCCGCAUAGCUACUCCCCGUCGCAAACGACCCUACUACCAUGUAACUGAGGAAGAAUACCAAUGCUCUAUGCGUAUCCUGGAAUAUUUCUUCCCGGACCGAGAGUUGAACUUGCAUACUCUUCGAGCCCUUGCAAAGGAAGCUGCUGAUGGGACGCUCACCCCGGCUACUUCGCUGCCGCCUGGUGUUUCCCCAGCUCAGAGUCAAGGCACCAAUGGGGAAGAACUCAGCCCUGAGGAGCCGGAGCCCGUGGUCGAGUCCGUGAGCGAAUUGCACGAACCCCUUGGCUGUCUGAUGAGAGACUCUCAGGGAAGGUUCCGCUAUAUUGGUGCCCACUCAGAGAUACCCUUCAACGCCGCAGUGUGCGCCAUAGGGAAAGAAAGACCAAAGGGAUCCACGCUGAUACCGCCACCCAAGGUCGGGUCGUAUCCACCUGCACUCUUGACUCCCUCACCCUCACAGGAUGGCUCUUCACCAGCUGAGCAGUACUAUCUUCCGCCGCGGGAAAUAUGUGACUACUACAUCUCCCGUUUCCUCGAGGAAGUGCAUUGCACCCAUUGGUUCUACUCCAUUGAAGCAUUCCUGAACCGAGUGGACCGGACCUAUUCGGAGCAGGGACCCGAGAUGAGCAGUUCAUGGCUAUGUUCAUUAUAUGCUAUAUUUGCCCUUGGUGCGUCGGGGAAUGACGGACGUGCCAGUCAAUCCGUUGUCAAUCCGUCGGCGCCGUAUGACGACAAGGACACUACGGAUUACAUAUCCAUGGCCAAGAGGUUGAUUCCGGCGGUCUAUGAUGAAGCUGACAUCGAUAGCAUUCGUGCCUUGGCCAUUCUGAGCAUAGCACUGGAGAUGUUGUGCUCGAGAGUGGCAUCGUAUCUCUACAUGGGUGCCAGUAUACAGAUGGCAUAUUCGCUAGGCCUACAUCGAGAUCAGGUACCUGACACGUGCGGAACGCUGGAGCGAGAACAGUACCGGAGACUGUGGUGGACAUUGUUCACGCUUGAGCAGGAGGUGGCUGCAAGAGGCGGGAUUCCGCCGGUGGUUGAUGAGCGAAUCCUCAAGGUCGAUACAGCUCUACCUUCAGAGCAGAUCCUGUAUCCGGGGAUGCAUACUCCAUUAUCAUGGCUCUCUACAUGGGUGUCACUCUGUCGCCUCAAGAGAGAAAUCAUUCAGGCGGUCUAUCCCGAACGCACCGCCAACCCCCGUACAAUCUCAUUUUCCACGAUUUCGAGUUUGCUCCUGGCUCUACAAAAAUGGCUUCAAACGAUGCCCGAACAUCUCAAGCCCGACGUACCCGUACCACCGACCCAUAAACGCGCCGUCGCCGCUCUUCACCUCCAUUACUGGGGCUGCGUGAUUCUCCUCAGCCGCCCAUUCUUGCUCUCGUUAGUGCUCAAGCACACUGCGCUCGACUCGAACAAGAAGAUCUGGUUCGAGAGAAUGGGGAAGACGUGCAUUGAUGCAGCGCAGAAGAGUCUUGCCGUCCUCCAGCAGUUGGCAGCCGCGAAUGCGCUCUCCAGCAUGACGGCGUUUGAUAGCACCUGCAUCUUGAGGAUUGUCAUGAUUUUCAUCCUGGCGUUUGGCCACACGAAGAUGCAGCACUAUCGUACUAACAUCGACGAAACGCUGCGGUUAGUCAAUGGUAUGCAUCAAGUCGGUUUCUGCAAGAUGGUCGCAGAAGAAACACCGAUGCGAUUGAGAGAUCUGGGAAUCACCAGCGACACUUCCUCGAACAUACUAGACGAUCAGUUACUCGCAGAACUCUGGGGUAAUCUGGACCCUAACUUCAUGACACCGUUACAGACGCAGCAAAGCCUGGACCUUGCAUUCGACGACAUGGGCGCCUUUGAACUGAAUUCCGAGAUGCUGCAAUUCACGAACCUGGAUGAUUCUAUAAUCCUCGACCCCUCGCAAGUAUACCCCAAUUUCCUAUCCAAUAUGUAAAUUAUGUCCGCAACGCAUUGGCGCUUCCUAGCCGCUUCCCCGUCGUGCCACCAAAAGCCACAAAGAAGGGAGAAUCUGGGCAAUGAAACGAAAUGCAUGCGAAGUUUCCC
Messenger RNA from Westerdykella ornata, 3998 nucleotides. RefSeq names its product aldehyde dehydrogenase-like protein. Lineage: Eukaryota; Fungi; Ascomycota; Dothideomycetes; Pleosporales; Sporormiaceae. Gene Ontology annotation, molecular function: aldehyde dehydrogenase (NAD+) activity; DNA binding; zinc ion binding. Bases 430 to 3888 code for a protein of 1152 amino acids. The record is from RefSeq and is a predicted model, not a curated record. Gene Ontology annotation, biological process: DNA-templated transcription. The transcript has 11 exons.